AUGACGUCUAUAAAGCCCUUUCAAGCUACAGACCUGUUUGACAUCAAUCCAGUAAACCUGGAUGUGCUGACUGAGAAUUAUCAGCCUUUUUUCUACCUCCAGUAUUUGGUAGACUGGCCACCUUUAUUCUUCAAAUCUGUCUCUGGCAGUGUCAUUGACAGUUCCAAUGGUUCAAUAUUAAGGAACGACGUCAUGUCUGGUUAUAUGAUGGGUAAGACAGAAGGAAAGGCAAAAGAGUGGCACACGCAUAUCACUGCUGUGACAGUGAAUCCAACCUAUAGAAGACUGGGACUGGCCUCCUUUUUAUGCGAGCAUUUGGACCAAGCUACCGAUCAAGAGCCUUACAAUACCUACUUUGUCGACCUUUUCGUCCGAGUAACCAACAAAUUGGCCAUAUCAAUGUAUCAUAAGCUAGGCUAUUCGGUGUACAGGAGAGUGGUAGGCUAUUACGGUGACGGUAGUAACGAGAAUAGGAACAAACUCGAUGACAAUCAUGAUGCAUUUGAUAUGAGAAAAAGUCAGACGAGAGAUGUCAAGAAAGAAACCGUACGAGAAAACGGUGAAAAAGUUAAUGUUUUACCCUAUGAAGUGGUUUUUUAA
Messenger RNA from Komagataella phaffii GS115, 600 nucleotides. RefSeq names its product Catalytic subunit of the NatB N-terminal acetyltransferase. The transcript has a single exon. NCBI's taxonomy places the organism in Eukaryota, Fungi, Ascomycota, Pichiomycetes, Pichiales, Pichiaceae. Gene Ontology annotation, molecular function: protein-N-terminal amino-acid acetyltransferase activity. Gene Ontology annotation, cellular component: NatB complex. Gene Ontology annotation, biological process: N-terminal peptidyl-methionine acetylation. The record is from RefSeq and is a predicted model, not a curated record. Bases 1 to 600 code for a protein of 199 amino acids.